AUGCAAUCAGUUUCUAAGGAAAACAAAAACUUCAGAUUUAUUUUCACCGUUAUUUAUAUAUUUUCGCAAUACGCUUGGGCUUUUCCAAUUAAGACUAAAAGUAAAGAGGACAUUAAUUAUAACUGGAUAGGCUAUACUCUUAAUAAUGUUAUUUACGAAUACAAUCACACUUAUCAUCGAACUAAUGGUGAAAUUCCAGCCAAUGUUAAUAAUAAAAGUAAAAAACGAAUACUACAGAGAUACCUUAGAUUGGUAAAGAAAGAUUAUGUAAAACGUUUGUUUUCUAGUGAAAACAGUUGGAUCGAUAAGUCAAAUAUAUUGUAA
Molecule: messenger RNA, 324 nt
Organism: Parnassius mnemosyne (clouded apollo)
Lineage: Eukaryota; Metazoa; Arthropoda; Insecta; Lepidoptera; Papilionidae
Source: the annotation of a GenBank genome assembly